AUGUCUUUCCCGGUUAGCCGGGUCCUGCGCAAUGCAGCGGGGCGCACCCCUGCAUCCCGAAUUCUCGGAAACCUCCCCGCGCGCACAUCCACACUACCGAGCCGGCUCCGUGUCCAACGAGCCAUCUCGGCAACGGCCGGGUUCCACACUGUCCCGGCUGCCCGUCAAGCGGAGAAGAAGCCGACCGAAGAGGAACUCGCCUCCACAGCAGGCCAAUUUGCUAGAACCGACGAAUCCAUCACGGUCGAGUACCCUCCCGAGGCACAACUUCCUACCGAAGAGACGGUGGCUGGCACAGACCGAGCAGGCGCUCAUGUUUUCCCUACACUGGCGACUUUCUCCUUGCAGGGGAAGGUGGGUGUUGUUACUGGAGGUGCAAGAGGGUUGGGCUUGGUGAUGGGGCAGGGCAUGGUCACCAGCGGUUCGGACCUUGCCAUUGUUGAUCUUAACAAGGAGGAGGCCACCCGCCAGGCGCAGAGCAUCAUCGAGACCUUCCGGGCAGACCACCCCGACAAGAAACCUCCCAAGGUGACAGCCCACUACGCCGAUGUCUCAGACCCCGCCAGCGUCGAGGCCUGCAUCGCCGAGAUCGUCGCCGAGCACGGCAGGAUCGACAACCUGGUGACUUCGGCCGGCUUCACAGAGAACUUUGAGGCUGUCGCCUACCCGAUCGAGCGCAUGCGCAAGUUGUGGGGCGUCAAUGUCGACGGCACUUACCUGUUUUGCUACGUCCCGUGGCGAGACAUCUGUCCCUACAACGCCGCCAAGGCCGCCGUCCGCCACCUGUGCGCCUCGCUCAGCGUUGAGUGGGCCGGCGCCGGCAUCCGCGUGAACUGCAUCUCGCCGGGCUACAUGCUCACAGCCCUCACGCAAAAGAUCCUCGACGACAAGCCGGACCUCAAGCGGCAGUGGACGUCGCUGAUCCCGCAGGGCCGCAUGGGCGCGCCCGAGGACCUGAUGGGCCCCGUCACAUUCUUGCUGUCGGACGCGUCGAGCUAUGUCACGGGGGCGGAUCUCCGUGUGGACGGCGGUCCCUGA
Chaetomium globosum CBS 148.51 is the source of this 1038-nucleotide messenger RNA. RefSeq lists its product as uncharacterized. The coding region runs from base 1 to 1038 and encodes 345 amino acids. NCBI's taxonomy places the organism in Eukaryota, Fungi, Ascomycota, Sordariomycetes, Sordariales, Chaetomiaceae. Gene Ontology annotation, cellular component: intracellular anatomical structure. Gene Ontology annotation, molecular function: oxidoreductase activity, acting on NAD(P)H, oxygen as acceptor. The record is from RefSeq and is a predicted model, not a curated record. The transcript is spliced from 7 exons.